CGCAUGGCGCCGUCUCUUCCGGUGCGGGGAAUAAUAUGGGGACAAUACACCUGUUCCGCAAAUCACAGAGAUCAUUGGUUGGAAAGUUAACACAUGAAUUUAGGCUGGUUGCAGCAGAUAGAAGAUCCUGGAAGAUAUUGCUGUUUGGUGCUAUAAAUUUAAUAUGUAUUGGCUUCCUGCUAAUGUGGUGCAGCUCUACAAACAGCAUAGCUUUAACUGCUUACACAUAUUUGACAAUCUUUGACCUUUUCAGUUUGGUAACAUGUCUAAUAAGCUACUGGGUAAUGAUGAAGAAACCUAGCCCAGUCUAUUCAUUUGGGUUUGAAAGGUUUGAAGUUCUAGCCGUAUUUGCAUCUACAGUUCUGGCACAGCUUGGUGCUCUUUUUAUACUGAAAGAAAGUGCAGAGCGAUUUCUGGAACAACCUGAGAUACACACGGGGCGACUGCUGGUUGGUACUUUCGUGGCUCUCUUUUUCAACUUAUUUACGAUGCUUUCCAUUAGGAAUAAGCCUUUUGCUUAUGUCUCUGAAGCUGCCAGCACAAGUUGGCUUCAGGAGCAUGUUGCAGAUCUUAGUAGAAGUAUUUGUGGAAUCAUCCCAGGAUUGAGUAGCAUCUUUCUGCCACGAAUGAACCCUUUUGUCUUGAUUGAUAUUGCUGGAGCUCUAGCUCUUUGCAUUACAUACAUGCUCAUUGAAAUCAACAAUUAUUUCGCUGUAGACACAGCCUCUGCUAUAGCAAUUGCUCUGAUGACAUUUGGUACCAUGUAUCCCAUGAGUGUCUACAGUGGGAAAGUACUACUCCAGACAACCCCGCCUCAUGUGAUUGGCCAGUUAGAUAAACUUCUUAGAGAGGUUUCAACUUUGGAUGGUGUCCUGGAAGUUCGAAAUGAGCAUUUCUGGACAUUAGGUUUUGGCACUUUGGCUGGAUCAGUACAUGUCCGAAUUCGGAGAGAUGCAAAUGAACAAAUGGUACUUGCCCAUGUCACUAACAGAUUAUACACAUUGGUCUCUACCUUGACUGUUCAGAUUUUCAAAGAUGACUGGAUCAGACCUACCUUAUCAUCUGUGCCUAUUGCAAACAAUAUUCUGAACUUUUCGGAUCAUCAUGUUAUUCCGAUGCCAUCUUUGAAAGCUGCUGAUAAUUUGAACCCUGUUACAUCCACUCCAGCUAAGCCCAGCAGCCCGCCGCCAGAAUUUUCUUUCAAUACACCAGGCAAAAAUGUGAGUCCAGUCAUCCUUUUAAACACUCAGACAAGGCCCUAUGGAUUGGGCUUUAAUCAUGGAUCCGCACCCUACAGCAGUGUACUCAAUCAAGGAUUUGGAAUACCAGCAAUGGGAGCAACUCAAGGAUUCAGAACUGGUUUUACAAAUGUCCCAAGCAGAUAUGGAACAAACGCUCGUGGUCAACCCCGACCAUAAUAAACACCAUUAUUUAUUGUA
Molecule: messenger RNA, 1439 nt
Organism: Gymnogyps californianus (California condor)
Lineage: Eukaryota; Metazoa; Chordata; Aves; Accipitriformes; Cathartidae
Gene: SLC30A6
Product: solute carrier family 30 member 6
Exons: 14
Coding region: 36-1418 (460 amino acids)
Biological process (GO): transmembrane transport; monoatomic cation transport
Cellular component (GO): membrane
Molecular function (GO): monoatomic cation transmembrane transporter activity
Source: RefSeq, a predicted model, not a curated record